CCAUAAAGGCGAGGGCAGGGCCGGCGCUGCGCCCGGAGCGCGUUCAGGUGACCGAGCGGGAGGCGCGGCGGCGUCGGGCUCCAGCCAUGCUGUUCUGGCACACGCAGCCCGAGCACUACAACCAGCACGGCUCCGGCGGCUACCUGCGUGAUGUGCUCGCGCUGCCCAUCUUCAAGCAGGAGGAGCCCCAGCUGUCCCCCGAGAACGAGGCCCGCCUGCCACCCCUGCAGUACGUGCUGUGUGCUGCCACGUCCCCAGCCGUGAAGCUGCAUGAAGAGACGCUGACCUACCUCAACCAAGGUCAGUCCUAUGAAAUUCGGCUGCUGGAGAAUCGGAAGCUGGGAGACUUCCAGGAUCUGAACACAAAGUACGUCAAGAGCAUCAUCCGUGUGGUUUUCCAUGACCGUCGGCUGCAGUACACAGAGCACCAGCAGCUGGAGGGCUGGCGGUGGAGCCGGCCUGGGGACCGGAUCCUGGACCUCGAUAUUCCACUGUCUGUUGGUAUCUUGGACCCCAGGGCCAGCCCGACCCAGCUGAACACAGUCGAGUUUUUGUGGGACCCUUCGAAGAGAGCCUCCGCGUUCAUUCAGGUGCACUGCAUCAGCACAGAGUUCACCCCGAGGAAGCACGGGGGUGAGAAGGGGGUGCCUUUCCGAGUGCAGAUCGACACGUUUAAGCAGAACGAGAAUGGGGAGUACACCGAGCACUUGCACUCCGCCAGCUGCCAGAUCAAGGUGUUCAAGCCGAAGGGAGCAGACCGGAAACAAAAGACCGACCGGGAGAAGAUGGAGAAGAGAACCGCCCAGGAGAAGGAGAAGUACCAGCCAUCCUAUGAAACCACCAUUCUCACCGAGUGCUCCCCGUGGCCCGACGUGGCCUACCAGGUGAACAGCGCCCCGUCCCCCAGCUACAACGGCUCUCCAAACAGCUUCGGCCUCGGCGAAGGCAGCACCUCACCGACCCACUCCCACCCGCUGGAGACCCUGCCCAUGGGCAGCGAUCACCUGCUCCCAUCUGCCUCCAUCCAGGACGCCCAGCAGUGGCUGCACCGCCACAGGUUCUCGCAGUUCUGCCGGCUCUUCGCCAGCUUCUCAGGUGCUGACUUGCUGAAGAUGUCUCGAGAGGAUCUGGUGCAGAUCUGUGGCCCUGCAGAUGGGAUCCGGCUCUUCAACGCCAUCAAAGGCAGGAACGUGAGGCCGAAGAUGACCAUUUAUGUCUGUCAGGAGGUGGAGCAGAGCCGGGCACCCCUGCAGCAGAAGCGGGACGGUGGUGGGGACAGCGGUCUGUGUGUGUACCAUGCCAUCUUCUUGGAAGAGCUGACCACCUUGGAGUUGAUUGAGAAGAUCGCCAACCUGUACAGCAUCUCCCCACAGCACAUCCACCGAGUCUACCGGCAGGGGCCCACAGGCAUCCACGUGGUGGUCAGCAACGAGCCGCCACUCCAGUGUUGGAGCCCAGAGGGAUGGAGUUUGGAUGGUGCAGAAUUUCCAGGAUGAAUCCUGUUUUGUCCUCAGCACCUUAAAAGCGGAAAGCAGUGAUGGCUACCACAUCAUCCUGAAAUGUGGCCUCUGAGCAGCACGGAGCGGCAGCUGCCUCCACCUCCCAGCCCCAUCGACCCCCUUGGAUGUAGGAAUUCACCGUCGGAAGCUGCAGCCUCCCUGGCUAGAAGGGAUCUUGCUGAUCUAAGAAAGCUGCACACCGGCAGCCAGCAGACACCCACGUAGACCUCUGCAUGCAGAUCCCACCGGCAGCCAGCAGAAACCCACGCAGACCUCUGCAUGCAGAUCCCACCAGCAGAAACCCACGCAGACCUCUGCAUGCAGAUCCCACCAGCAGAAACCCACGCAGACCUCUGCAUGCAGAUCCCACCAGCAGAAACCCACGCAGACCUCUGCAUGCAGAUCCCACCAGCAGAAACCCACGCAGACCUCUGCAUGCAGAUCCCACCAGCAGAAACCCACGCAGACCUCUGCAUGCAGAUCCCACCAGCAGAAACCCACGCAGACCUCUGCAUGCAGAUCCCACCAGCAGCCAGCAGAAACCCACACAGACCUCUGCAUGCAGAUCCCACCGGCAGCCAGCAGACACCCACGCAGACCUCUGCAUGCAGAUCCCCCCCCCGACUCCUCUCUCCCUUGCUCUUGGCCUCCAGCUUUUGAAUGGUCCUUUCCCUACGCCUGCCUCUCUAAAGAGGCCGACAGCAGUGAGCGGGGGCGUCUGGUCUGAAACGCCUUGCUCUCCUAGUUGGAGGCUAGUUCAUGGCCGUCUUGUUGCCAAUGUGUUGGUUCCUUCUGACCAGUCCCCUGCCUCCAGGCAAAGCUCUGCCCCAGCCUUCACCUUCUUCUCUGGUAACUGGCUCCAUGGCCAGGACUGCUGACUAGAUGGGGGCGAUUGGCCACCAUCAUCUGUCUUCGUGUUCAUUUCCGUUCUCGAAGGUCCUGGUGAGCAGCUGUCUGUCCUGCUCUUGGUGGAUUGAUGGGAGUGGGGUUUACUCCGUGCCUUCUUUCACUUUACCUGGUUCCUAAGGAUCUGCUACCACAAAGCCCUGAGAUGGGGCACCUCUCUGCGUAGGUGGGCGGACACCACGUAUGCGUGUGGGACCUGCCACACAGACCAAGGCCCGGGAGGGUGGGGAGUGGGUAGAAAGGCUAUUUUUAGGCUCAUUCUCACCAGUGUAAAAGGGAUGAGAACAAAAUAACUCCUGUUGAGUUCCUGUGGCGUGAUAUUAUUUCUCAGCAGUCGUGGGUGAGGAGGACUAGGACAGUGGUUGGCAAACCGCGGCUCGCGAGCCACAUGCGGCUCUUUGGCCCCGCCAGUGUGGCUCUUCCACAAAAUACCAGCUCUUCCACAAAAUACCGACUUCUGCACAUGGGCCAUGAAGUUUCAAUCGCACCGUACGUACACGCCCGCACGUGGUAUUUUGUGGAAGAGCCACACUGAAGGGGCUAAAGAGCCGCAUGUGGCUCGCGAGCCGCGGCUUGCCGAACACGGGACUAGGACAUGAUCAUCCCAUUGUGUGAUCAGGUGACCUUGGCCGUCACAAUACCUAGCCCUCAAGAGUGCCUCACCAAAUCCCAUUUAGAGAAGACUCGGCUACCUGCUGCCAAACCUGCCGAGUUCCCUGAGGGUGUCGUGUUUUCUGUGAGGGCCCCUCGCAGGAAAUGCUGACCGUUUUUCAUUUGUAGGGGAUGUGGUUAGAGCGUUUUCCCCGCGUUGCUGUGAUCGGAUCACCUUUCUUAGUGGCGUCGGAGGAAUUUGAAUGUCAGUAACUGGAGCACUAAGGAAUUCCUCUCUGUCUUGCCUCUGUUUCCUGGGAUCCAGUAAUCAGUGCUGGCCCAGGGCUUCAACUCUUUGCUAAUUUAGGUUCAUCUUCCAAAGCAUGAUGCACCUACGGCCGGCUGAGCGGGGUUCUACAGCUUCUAGAGUAGAGCUUUUGGGAUAUAGUGCCGGGUCAGAGGUGGCCAGAACUGGGGGGAGCCCGGUUUACAGAUGGGGAAACUGGAGCCCAGGGGGCACAGCCAGCUCCUGAUAACACAGUGACGGGGGUGACGCACAUUUAUCUACCAGCCAGGGCAUUUGGAGAGAGAAUGGGAUGAUGUAGUAAUUAUGUUGGCACAGCAGGUGUGGUACUCCUACAGCGUAAAGACAGGUUCCUGCUUCCUUUUCCUUUCUGGGGGGAAGGAGCCAGUAACAGCUUUAUUGAGACACAAUUCACUGACCAUACCGUUUACCCACUUACAGUGUACAAUUAAGUGGUUUUUGGUAAGUUCACAGAAUGACCUUAAUCAGUUUUAGGACAUUUUCAUACCCUCCCCCCAAAGAAACCCUGUACCUUUAGCAGUCACGUUCCCACUUUUCUCCCACCUCCCCUGGUCCGGGCAGCGUCUGCUUUUUAUCGAGCUUCGCCUGUUUGGGGCAUUUUAUACGUAGAUGGGAUCAGACAGUCUGUGGUCUUUUGUGAUGAGCUUCUUCGACGUAGCCUAUUGCUUUCUAGGGUCAUCCAUGCUGAACGUGUGUCAGUACUGCAGUCCUUUUUUAGCUGAGUCAUAGUUCAUCCAGUGGAUUGACUGCAUUUUGUUUAUCCAUUUUUCACUUGAUGGACGUUUGAGUUGUUUCUACUUCUUGGCUGUUAUGAAAAAUGCUGCUAUAAACAUACUUGUACCAGUUUUAUGUCCACACACGUUUUUAUUUUUCUUGGGAAUAUGCAUCAGAGUUGAGUUGCUGGGCGAUGUAGUAACUAUGUUUAGCUUUCUGAGUAACUGCUGGACCGUUUUCCAGAGCAGCGCAGCGUUUUCCCGUCAGCGGUGGGUGAGGGUUCUGCUUUCUCCACACACUUGCUAUCGCCUGUGUCUUUUUGAUGAGAGCAUCCUAGUGGGUGUGAAGUGAUCUCAUUGUGGUUUUGAUUUCAUUUCCCUGAUGGCUAAUGAUGUUGAGCGUUCUUUUUCAUGUGCUUAUUGGCUAUUUGUAUAUCUUCUUUGGAGAAAUGUUUAUCCUUUGCCCGUUUUUAAUUGGCCUAUUUGUCUUUUUAUUAUUGAGUUAUAUGAGUGCUUUGCAUAUUCUAGAUACAGGUCCUUUAUCAGAUAGAUGAUUUGGAAACAUUUUCUCCCAUCCUGUGGGUUGCCUUCACUUCCUUGAUGUUGUUCUUUCAAUUUGAUGAAAUGCAAGACCACCCAUUUUUUCUUUUCUUUUUUAAAAAAUUGAUUUUAAAGAGAAAAGAAUGGGGGGCGGGGGGAGACAGUGAUUCGUUGCUCCACUUAAUUUAUGCAUUUAUUGGUUCUUGUAUGCGCCCGAUCGGGGACCGAGCCUGCCACCUUGGCGUGUCAGGACAGCAGCUGAACUACCUGGCCAGGCCUAACCAUUUGUUCUUUCAUUGUUUGUGCCUUUGGUGUCAAAUUUAAGAAACCAUUGCCCAACCCAAGGUCAAGGAGAUUUAUGUUUAUAUUUCCUUCUAAGAAGUCUUAUUGUUUAGUUUUCACAAUGAUCUUUGAUUCAUUUUGAGCCAGUUUUUGUGCAGGUGUAGCUAGUUUGGGUGCACUUCACAGAUGUUACUUUUUUUUUUAAUCAGAAGAUUUUUUUUUUAAAUAUAUUUUAUUGAUUUUUUACAGAGAGGAAGGGAGAGGGAUAGAGAGUUAGAAACAUCGAUGAGAGAGAAACAUCGAUCAGCUGCCUCCUGCACACCCCCUACUGGGUAUGUGUCCGCAACCAAAGUACAUGCCCUUGACCGGAAUCGAACUUGGGACCCUUGAGUCCGCAGGCUGACGCUCUAUCCACUGAGCCAAACCGGUUAGGGCAGAUGUUACAUUUUUUACAAAUUGAAGGCAAGACCCUCUGCCAGCAAAACUCCUAUGACUUGCUUUCUUAUGGUACCAGCUUUCUUGCAGUGGCCUGGAGCCAAACCCACAGUGCCUCCGAGGGAUGCCUGCAGACGGCGUGGGGCAGGGGCCUAACUUAGUUCUUUUGCGGGUGGCUGUCCAGUUGUCCAGCACCAGUUAUAGAAAAGGCUGCUAGAAUUCCCAGGGACUCAUUGCCAUGGCACUCCUGCUAAGGCCCCUGGUUCGCACCUGAUCCUUUUUUUUUUUUUAAAGGAUGUGAGGUUGUCGUUGGAAAGCUCACCUUUUCUCUUCUGCAACUGGUUUUGUGUUCCCUUUCUGCUGUCUCCCCCUUGUCCUGUCUCCACAACACUGGGUCAGAUCACUGUCUGAUGUUCUGUAGUCUUUCUUGGAGCUUAUUCUAACAUUACACACUGUUCCCCGGGGAAGGUCAGUGCCAGUCUUUUUUUUUUUUUUUUUUUUUUGAGGAAACUGAGUCACAUAGAAGUGGAAUAACUUGCCUACGUUUACACAGAACCAGACUAGACCUUUGGUCUUCUGGCUUCCAGCCGUUCAAGGUGGCGUCAGCCACUGCCUGAGUGGUGUUCCUACCCAGGCCAAGCAACGGCAGGCUAAAUUUUAAUCCUAAAAGAUGGCAGGCUAAUAUUUUUUAUUUCUUAAGUCCAAAGGAAGGCCUAAUAAAGAUCUAUUACCUUAA
Molecule: messenger RNA, 6027 nt
Organism: Myotis daubentonii (Daubenton's bat)
Lineage: Eukaryota; Metazoa; Chordata; Mammalia; Chiroptera; Vespertilionidae
Gene: TFCP2L1
Product: transcription factor CP2 like 1
Biological process (GO): regulation of transcription by RNA polymerase II
Cellular component (GO): nucleus
Molecular function (GO): DNA-binding transcription activator activity, RNA polymerase II-specific; RNA polymerase II cis-regulatory region sequence-specific DNA binding
Source: RefSeq, a predicted model, not a curated record